Molecule: messenger RNA, 1923 nt
Organism: Lacerta agilis (Sand lizard)
Lineage: Eukaryota; Metazoa; Chordata; Lepidosauria; Squamata; Lacertidae
Gene: KLHDC1
Product: kelch domain containing 1
Exons: 13
Coding region: 135-1388 (417 amino acids)
Molecular function (GO): protein binding
Source: RefSeq, a predicted model, not a curated record
CCUCGGCUCCCCUCCCCAAGGCCAACGGCGUCGCGCUCCCGAGCCAGGCCCGCGUUCCGAGCGGUCGGGCGUAGCGCGGUUGCUGAGGGGACGACGCGGGGCGACGGCAGCCUCCCUUGUCACCCCGCGUCAAGAUGGCGGCGGCGGUGGCGACUCCUGCUGCUGCUGCUGCCGCCGCUUCCCCAGCGCUUCAGGAGUUCUCCGUGGCCGAGGAGCGGAGCGGGCACUGCGCUGUGGUGGACGGCGGCUGCCUCUACGUGUGGGGGGGAUACGUGUCAAUUGAAGAAAAUGAAGUUUACUUACCUAAUGAUGAGCUGUGGAUCUAUGAAAUGGACACUGGAUUAUGGUCGAUGCAUCUGAUGGAAGGUGAUUUGCCUCCAUCCAUGUCUGGAAGUUGCGGAGCGUCUGUUAAUGGAAAGCUGUACAUCUUUGGAGGAUAUGAUGACAAAGGAUACAGCAAUCGGCUCUAUUAUGUUAAUUUGCGAACAAGAAAUGGAACCUAUUUGUGGAAAAAAAUCACAGACUUUAAAGGUCAGCCUCCUACACCACGUGACAAACUUGCCUGCUGGGUGUAUAAAGACAGGCUCAUCUAUUUUGGUGGCUAUGGCUGUAGAAAACAGAGUGAACUGUGUGACUGUUUUGAUGUUCAUGAUGCAUAUUGGGGAGAACGGAUAUUCUGGGGAUGGCACAAUGACGUUCAUGUUUUUGAUACGACUAUGCAAACUUGGUAUCAGCCAAAAAUUAAAAAUGGAGUUCCACCUCAGCCUCGAGCAGCACAUUCAUGCACAGUCCUAGGAAAUAAAGGUUACGUGUUUGGAGGCCGUGUUUUGCAAAAAAGAAUGAAUGAUUUACAUUCUUUGAAUUUGGAUACCUGGGUUUGGUCAGGAAAAAUUUGUACAAAUGGAGAAAAACCAGGAGACAGAUCAUGGCAUACUUUGACAACUGUAACAGAUAGUAAACUUUUCCUGUUUGGUGGGCUGAGUUCAGACAAUGUACCCUUAAGUGAUGGUUGGAUUUAUAAUGUCGCAACAAACAAAUGGCAACAACUCACAUACUUACCAAAGAGCAUACCGAGAUUGUGGCAUACAGCUUGUCUUGGUAAAGAAGGUGAAGUGAUGGUCUUUGGAGGAAGUAAAGAUGACUUGCAUUUCAUGGACACGGGACACUGCAGCGAUUUAUUGAUUUUUCAGACACAACCAUACUCACUUCUCAGACUGAGCCUUGACUGCAUUGGUAAAAAUGCUGCCCUCUUGGAGAACCAACUAUCCUGGUUACCAUCUAGACUUUUGGAGGAAGCUAUGGAUAAAAUAACUUUUUGGGCUGCAGUUAGCCAUCGUCAAGAAAGAAAAGCUGAAGAAGCAGCACAGGAACAGAUUAAUGUCUCUUAGCAACCAUUCUUCAUGAAUAUACAGCGCACAGUACAGACCCUUCUUGGAGAUAAUUUAGAAAUGUUAUUGUUGACUGGGCUGAAUUUCUAAGUUUGGGUCAGAUCGGGUGAAAGGCACUUUGAUUUGCUGGUGCGUAAGGAAUGGGAGCAGAGUCUAGUGAGGGGCUCUGGAGGUUAAUAACAACUUUCUUGGGUUUACUGUGCCAGUUCAUAAAGCUAGUUGAGCCAUUUAUUAUUAUGAAAGCUAAAUAUGUUAAUGAGGCUUCAGACAGUCAAAGCUUUAUUUGGUCAUAUUCCCUCGUAUUGCUACACUUUAGCCAUUGUCUGAAGAGGGGAAUUUCUUUAAUACAUCUGAAGCCUCAAAACUCUUUUUCUUUCGACAGCACUAUAAAAAACUUGGUUGAAAGUUGCAUGGGCCGGGUAUUGACACUAUUUUAUAGAAACACUUUAAAGUUGCACUUUUGUGUUAAAUGUUUUUACUGGGCAAAGUUUUACUGUUGCAGUAAACAUUGAUGGACUGUAAAUAAUCACAAAUU